CGCUAGCAGGCUAGCUGGGUUGAGACGACGGCGGCGUUUUGUUCAGACGUUUAUGAGGUUUCUAAAGAAUUAUAGCGACACGUGGUUCGAUUACGAACAAUUACCAUAAACUAAAGUGUCGUAAAUGAGUGAAUACGUGUUGAACGUAAAGACAACGUGGCUGUGAUUGUGAGACUAGCAGAUGAUCGGAGCUGCUGCUGUUCAGAGAACUUUGGUGUUUGUUGGAGCUGAAGAUCUUCUGCAGCUGCAGGAACCAUGUCUUCAUUUGCUCAGAAAGAGUCUUUCAGAGAACAAAUUUCUGCUGCUGAAGAAACCUUCAGACUCUGUGAAGGAACCAUCGUCCAGAAUGAGAAUGAGGAGCUCUGUGGUCAGAGCAGACUGAUGGAUAUCACCUGGAACCCGCAGCUUCAGCUCCACCUUCUAGUCCUACCACAGCAUUAUGUGAGUGAAGAAAACAAUCUUUACAACCAGCUGAAGAGCUUAAGAGUGGAACAAGAGGAACCAGAACCUCUGCAGAUUAAAGAGGAACAGGAGGAGCCAGAACCUCUACAGAUUAAAGAGGAACAGGAGGAACCGGAACCUCUAAAGAUUAUAGAGGAACAGGAGGAGCCAGAACCUCUACAGAUUAAAGAGGAACAUGAGGAACCGGAACCUCUAAAGAUUAUAGAGAAACAGGAGGAGCCAGAACCUUUACAGAUUAAAGAGGAACAAGAGGAACCAGAACCUUUGCAGAUUAAAGAGGAACAGGAGGAGCCAGAACCUUUACAGAUUAAAGAGGAUCAGGAGGAACCGGAACCUCUAAAGAUUAUAGAGGAACGAGAGGAACCAGAAACUCUACAGAUUAAAGAGGAACAGGAGGAACCAGAACCUCUACAGAUUAUAGAGGAACAAGAGGAGCCAGAACCAUUACAGAUUAAAGAGGAACAGGAUGAACCAGAACCUCUACAGAUUAAAAGGGAACAAGAGGAACCAGAACCUCUACAGAUUAAAAGGGAACAAGAGGAACAAGAACCUCUACAGAUUAAAGAGGAACAAGAGGAACUAGAACCUCUACAGAUUAAAGAGGAACAGGAGAAACCAGAACCUCAACAGAUUAAAAAAGAGCAAGAGGAACCAGAAUCUCUACAGAUUAAAGAAGAAAAACAGGAAGAACCACAAUCUCUACAAACAAAAGAGGAGCAAGAAAAGGUCCACAUCAUUCAGGAUGAAGAGCAGCUUAAUCUGAAACAGGAGACUGAAACCUUGAUGGAGAUUCCUUCUUAUAAGAAAAACGAUCACAGUGAAGAUGAUCUAAAUCAGCAGAGCUUCAGUGUAACUGAGAGUUUGGAUUUAGAAGGAAACCAACAUGAAGAAUCAACAUCAAUUACAAAAGCCAAGACAGACACACAUAACAAAGAUCAGCGAAUAAAAAGAGACAGAAUUCAUGUCCAAAGUGUGGACAGCACUCGCAUGACAGAAAGUCAGUGUGACUCUGAUGGUAGAAAAAAAUCCAAGAAGGAAACUUUGGUUAAAAAACGCAAAGUGUCUGUAAAUAAAAAAAGACUUUCCUCUGUAAAGUCUUGUGAAAGCUCAAGAUUUGUUAAGAAUCUCUUUGUCUUUACAAAAAAUGAGUCUGAUGACAUACUUUAUAUUUGUACAGAAGGUAGUAAAAGUUUUUCUUACUUGUCUGAAUUCGGAAAUCCCAUGUUAACUCACACAGGAAAUAAGCGUUUUUCUUGUAAAGAAUGUGAUAAAAGUUUUAAUCGCGAAUCUCUUCUUAAAAGACACAUGAGAACUCAUACAGGAGAGAAGCCUUUUACUUGUAAAGAAUGUAAGAGAAGUUUUAGCCUUUUAUCUAAUCUCAAAACACACAAGAUGACUCACACUGGAGAGAAGCCCUUUCAUUGUGAAGAAUGUGACAAAAAUUUUAGUCGUGGAUCUCAUCUUAAAAGACACUUGAAAACUCACAUAGGAAAGAAGCGCUUUUUUUGUAAAAAAUGUGAUCAAAGUUUUAUUCGUGUAUCUCAUCUUAAAAGACACAUUAGUUCUCAUUCAGGAGAGAAGCCUUUUACUUGUAAAGAAUGUGACAGACGUUUUAGUCGUGUAUUUCAUCUCAAAAUGCACAUGAGAGCUCACACAGGAGAGAAGCCUUUUUUGUGUAAAGCAGGGGUGUCAGACUCAAUUGUACAGGGGACAAAAUGCAAAAUAUGCCUUCGUUUGUUGGCCGAACAGAAUAGACAUUUAUUCAACACACAAAAAUGACAUUUUUAAAUUUUAAACACAUGACUUUUCAACGUAAUUAUGAACUAGAUAUAGUCAUAUACUUCAAAACAGGAUAAAAAAACAGAAAAAACCUAUAUUAGCAAAAACAUCUACCGUGUAAAUAUUUUCUAAAUUCCACAACAACCUAAAAACCAAAAGAAAAAAAGAGAGUUACCCAAAACAGCUAUUAGCCAUUUCUAGCCAUUUCUCAAAUAAUAGCUAAAUUCUAAGGUAGCCUAAAAUCUUAGUAAAUGCCAACAUUUUUUUAUUCAAUUUUUAUUGUGUUUUCCAAGUAUCCACAGAUAGCAGUCCUUACAUCCCCAAAACAAUGUGUACAUACACAUGAAAAACCAGGCAAAGCUGUA
Molecule: messenger RNA, 2606 nt
Organism: Oryzias melastigma (Indian medaka)
Lineage: Eukaryota; Metazoa; Chordata; Actinopteri; Beloniformes; Adrianichthyidae
Product: zinc finger protein 583-like
Exons: 2
Coding region: 256-2241 (661 amino acids)
Biological process (GO): regulation of transcription by RNA polymerase II
Cellular component (GO): nucleus
Molecular function (GO): RNA polymerase II cis-regulatory region sequence-specific DNA binding; DNA-binding transcription factor activity, RNA polymerase II-specific
Source: RefSeq, a predicted model, not a curated record